Conger conger (European conger) is the source of this 3826-nucleotide messenger RNA. RefSeq names its product coagulation factor XIII, A1 polypeptide b (gene f13a1b). The transcript is spliced from 15 exons. The record is from RefSeq and is a predicted model, not a curated record. Gene Ontology annotation, molecular function: protein-glutamine gamma-glutamyltransferase activity. Bases 160 to 2343 code for a protein of 727 amino acids. Gene Ontology annotation, biological process: peptide cross-linking; blood coagulation, fibrin clot formation. Lineage: Eukaryota; Metazoa; Chordata; Actinopteri; Anguilliformes; Congridae.
GCCCGUCACAGUCCCACGGAGGUCCGGUCACAGGAGCACAGCUUUCUUCAGCCCAGGUAGGACCGGGAGGGGACACAGCCGUUCUGUCUGCAGCCGUAGCGCCUAUCGCCGUUCAUCGCCGAGUCCGGGUGAGAGAGAAAAUAGCAGCCGGCCAGAACCAUGUCCCAGCCAGAGUCCGCAGUUCCCAAAAAGAAGGUGUUGUUUCGGGGGCGCAGCAACGCCGCGGUGGCUAACUCCAACGCCGAGGGGGAGGACUCUCCUGAGUUUGAGCCGUUUGGGCCGAUGCCCCGUGGACUUCCUCCACUGGCAGAAUACCUGGACAUCCGGGAGGUGAACAUGGUGAACGAUAUUAACAAGAAGGAGCAUCACACCUCCCUGUUCUCCAACGCCCUGCUCAUCGUGCGCAGGGCCCAGGAGUUCCAGAUCCGGGUCACCUUCAACCGGGCCUACGAACCCGCCAAGGACCAGUUCCUGCUGGAGUUCGUCAUCGGAUCCAGCCCGCAGAUGAGCAAGGGCACCUACAUCCCCGUGUUCCCCGACCCCGAGAAGACCAGGGCCUGGAGGGGCCGGGUCCUGGACUCCAUGGACAACAUGGUCACCGUGGGGAUCACCCCGGCCCCAGACUGCAUUGUGGGAAGGUUCCGCACCUACGUGGCGGUCAUCACCCCGUUUGGAAUCCGCAGGACCCGGAGAGAUUCUAAGCGAGACGUCUACGUCCUGUUCAACCCAUGGGCGUCAGAUGACGCUGUGUUCCUGAAGGAAGAGGAAGAGAGAGGAGAGUACGUCCUGGAAGAGUCAGGAAUCCUUUACCACGGGGAGGCCAGCGACAUUUCUGCAAGGCCCUGGAAUUUUGGACAGUUUGAGUACGGAGUUCUCGAUGCCUGUCUGUAUGUCAUGGACCGAGCUCAGAUGCCCAUCGUUAACCGCGGAGAUCCCAUCAAAGUCGCCCGCAAGGCUUCCGCUGCGGUUAACUCACGGGACGACGACGGGGUGCUGGUGGGGAACUGGAGCGGGGACUACAGUUUCGGCGUCGCGCCCACGUCCUGGACCAGCAGCGUGGAGAUCCUGGUCACCUACGCCUCCAGCCGGCAGCCUGUGAACUACGGGCAGUGCUGGGUCUACGCCGCGGUCUUCAACACGUUCUUACGGUGUUUAGGGAUCCCAGCCAGGGUGGUCACCAACUUCUACUCCGCCCAUGACAACGAUGGCAACUUAAAGACUGACAUCAUCCUUGACGAGGCUGGAAAGGUGGACAGAGGUCGCACCAAGGAUUCCAUUUGGAACUAUCAUUGCUGGAACGAAUGCUACAUGACAAGGCCUGAUCUUCCCCAAGGCUUCGGGGGUUGGCAGGUAGUGGACGCAACCCCACAGGAGACCAGCGAUGGACUGUACCGAUGUGGUCCUGCAUCUGUGCAAGCCAUCAAACAUGGACAGAUCUGCUUCCCCUUCGACGCGCCUUUCAUAUAUGCCGAGGUGAACAGCGAUGUCGUUUUUUACAAGAGGGACCAGAGCGGGAACGUGGUGCCCGUCAAAGUGAACAGCACCCACGUGGGACGCAAGGUGCUGACCAAAGCGAUCGGUCGAGACCAGUAUGAUGACAUCACGAGCCAGUACAAAUUCGCCGAAGGCACGGAGGAGGAGCGCACCGUGCUGCAGAAGGCGGAGGAGUACGGGAUGGGACGGACGAAGGUGAACUACCCCGAGACGGACGUGCAGGUGGAGAUCCUGGCGCAGGAGGUGAGCGUCGGGGACAACUUCAAACUGGCCCUGGAGUUCAAGAACCUCAGCGGGGAGCAACGCACCGUCAACGCCUUCGUCAACGGCUACGUGGUCUACUACACCGGCGUCACCAGCGACGAGGUCAAGUCCAAGACCCUGACGGUCACCUUGGACCCAUGGCAGACCGAGCGGGUGUCAGUGGACGUGCAGGCCGACGACUACAUGAGCAGGCUGGUGGAGCAGUGCAACCUCCACUUCAUCGUCACCGGCCGCGUGGAGCAAGACAGCCAGAUCGUCUCCGCCAUGCGGGUCAUCACCCUGCACGUUCCCGAGCUCGUCGUCAAGGUGAUCGGUGAGCCGCGGGUGAGCGAAUUGACCCUGGUGUCCGUGGAGUUCACCAACCCGUUUCAGUUCAGCCUGGACAACGUGUACCUCCGCAUGGACGGCCCAGGACUCAUGUCUCCCAAAAUCAAGCAUUUCAGCCUGAUCUCCCCAAAAGCCUCCGAGAUAUGGUCAGACUCCUUCACUCCACGCCGAGCUGGGCCCACCAAGCUGAUGGUUACCCUGGACUGCGCCGCCCUGCGGCAGGUGUACAGCCAGGUGGUGGUCAACGUCAAACCCUAGGCGGGCGGCGUUCCCCAUCCUGCUGCCGACCUCUGGGGGGUCACGCUCACGACGGGCGGGGCGGCAUUUUAUAUUACCUCUCUUUUACUUCUCUUCUUCCCCGUCUUGUCUUUGUCCUCCUUCUUUCUAUUGCUAGAGUAGUCGUGGAAACGGUGAACGGGCCCUUUCCGUUUGUUGAAGACACAGGAGCAGUGAUGCAUCCUGAGGUGGCCAAAGAAAUGAAUGGGAGCUCUCCAUUAGAACAAUUUAAAAAUACGCUUUUUUUUUUCCAAGGGGGAUUUGAUGGCUACCACAUCAGACAAAUGGAGCAUUUGCCUCCAAAUGCCAUUUGAGCAUGUGUCUGUAGCAACGGCACCAGCAAUGAUGGAACCUCAUCCUCUAAAACACAGGUAUCAGACUCCAGUCCUGGAGGGCUGCAGUGUCUGCUGGUGUUCAGGUUGUUCCCGUGGCUCAUUUAAGUCUUUGAUUGGCAACCACAAAAACCCGCAGUCACUGCGGCCCCCUGGGAAUUCAGUUUGACACCCCUGCUCUAAAACAUUACCGGCACUGGUUUUAACAGGCAUUGUAUUUAACUUGCAUUCAAGGUUAUCCCUUCCAGAGGUCUAUGCUGCUGAAUUAUAGCUAACUGCACUAUACGUAUUUAGAUCACAACAUAAGAUCAUCAUAUUGCACAUCAUACAGUUUAAGCAUUCUAGCCACGGGCAGUUUGAAGUCAGUGGAUGCAGCUAAUGUGGAUUAGUGAGUGUGGUUAUGGGAGAUGGAGAAUGGCUAUAUUAACAUGCAACUAUAUUAGCCCAGCUUUCAUAUGUAAAAGCAAAGUCCAUUGGUUUAAGUUUCAUUUUAGCUCUGAAGGAGAGACACUGUUGGACCGUCUCAUCUCUCCUAGUCAAACGACAAGUCUCACAACACAAGUGAAAACACUGGGUCAAGUGUUACUGAAAACUAACAAAAGGCACAAAAUAUACAGAAAUUAGGUCUUUAUUUUGGUCAAUAAAUGAUUAUUUUUAGUUUUCUGCAUUAGUGUGCACGUAGAAAAGAGCAAUAUAUUUCCUAACUUUCCAAAAAAAAUCAUGUUACAGAUAAUUGUUUGUAUUGUGUGAAAAAUAACAUUAAUGGACCACUUUUCGGACAAAAACUUUGAAAAGUGUCUUGGAUGACCUGGAGAGACAGAAGCAAGCAAGACAGCCAAAGUCUGCUGAAGAACAGUAGCAAGUUCACCAACGUGUUUGCCAACCAACCGAUUUUCUUAUGAGAGAAGUGAUGCAGUUUUAAUUGGUGGUCACAACAAAUAUUGAUUUGAUUUAGUUUAUAACUGUUUACUGCUCUUUAUGUUAUUUUAAAAUAGUAAAAAAGCAUCUUCCCUUUUACAGAAUUAUUUUACAUGUGCCUAAGACUUUCGCACAGUACUGUACUUAUACAGCAAUGAAAUUGUUUUCAUUUCACACUUCCUUUCUUCUUUCCAUUAAAUAUGCUGUUGAAACCA